AUGCAUGCAGAAACCGUCUCAAAUUCUGGCAGCUACCUCCUUGAUUCUAUACAGAGAUUUAACGGAGAUUUUACCUCGAGCGACGCGGUAGGCUGUGAUAGCCUGGAGUCAGGGCCGGGAGCGCCACGUGAUCGAGAGUGGAGGCGGUACCGGGGGGUGAGGCGGCGGCCCUGGGGGAAGUUCGCGGCGGAGAUAAGGGAUUCUGCUAAAAAAGCCACGAGGAUUUGGCUGGGAACCUACGAGACGCCGGAGGAUGCGGCGUUGGCUUACGACCAAGCGGCUUUCGACUUGCGUGGCUCACGAGCGCGGCUCAAUUUUCCGCACCUUAUUGGCUCGGCGGCGGCCGGCGGAGGAGCCGAUGGAUCCAGUUCAAUUGGCCGGAGCAAUGGAUGGCCGCCCGAAGAAGGGGAGAAUCGAUGGUGGAUACGAGCUUAA
Sesamum indicum (sesame) is the source of this 435-nucleotide messenger RNA. Lineage: Eukaryota; Viridiplantae; Streptophyta; Magnoliopsida; Lamiales; Pedaliaceae. The record is from RefSeq and is a predicted model, not a curated record.